UCUGAGGGACGGGCGCACUUCCGGGGUCGUGUCAGCUGGCGUGCCGAGUGUGUGCGGUGUCCUGAGGAACGCGGUCGCAGGUGCCAUGUUCCUGACCGCCCUCCUCCGCCGCAAUCGCCUUCCUGGCAGACAGUGGAUCGGGAAGCACCGGCGGCCGCGGACCGUGUCUUUCCACGCGAAGGAGAAGAUGAUCCGUCGCCUGGAGGUAGAGGCGGAGAACCAUUACUGGCUGAGCAUGCCCUAUCUCACCGCGGAGCAGGAGUACGGCCACGCCGCGGAGCGCAGGGCGGCGGCCUUCGAGGCCAUCAAGGCGGCCAGCAUGUCCAAGUUCCCCCCCAACAGAUUUGUGGUAGACCAGCUCGACCACCUCAAUGUCUCCAAGAAGUGGUCCUAACCCGGAGCCACCACCUUUCAGUUGGACGGAUCACAGGGCUGCCACCUCUUGACCCGAUUCUGGAACCGAAAAACUAACCUCUGGGGAAAAAAAUGAGCAUUUGGACCAGCCUUAUUGAACAGCAGGCAUGAGUGUAGUGGUCUGCAUAUAGAAUAUCUGGGGCUCCAAACUCUUUAAUGCUUCAUAGUCCUGUCUAGUCCAGUCUCUGUCCUGUUUCCUUUUCCGUUACCCUGAUGGGAAGAUACAAGAGAUUUCCUAGGUCACAGAGGAUAUAAAAUGUAUUUUGGAUGAAAGCUUCCAAAAAAGCUACAAACUGUGGUUUGGAAUCUGUGCUUAAGUAUGAGAUACUUGAUGGGGGUUUACCUUUCUUCAAAAGAAUAAUUGCCUAAACAUAAUUUUUAAAAAAAGUUUUUUCAGUUACACAUACUCCUACAAAUAGCAUUUUCUUCUGGGAUUGCUAAAAGACAUUUCAAUAAAGUAAAAGGUACUCAUCAGAACUGUUACAUGAAGUUUUAUUUUAAAAACCUCUUUUGAGGUACCUGGGUGGCGCAAUCGGUUAAGCCGGUCUAAC
Messenger RNA from Neomonachus schauinslandi (Hawaiian monk seal), 965 nucleotides. It is a transcript of the gene MRPL57, whose product is annotated as mitochondrial ribosomal protein L57. Gene Ontology annotation, cellular component: mitochondrial ribosome. The record is from RefSeq and is a predicted model, not a curated record. Gene Ontology annotation, biological process: mitochondrial translation. Gene Ontology annotation, molecular function: structural constituent of ribosome. Bases 86 to 394 code for a protein of 102 amino acids. The transcript has 2 exons. Lineage: Eukaryota; Metazoa; Chordata; Mammalia; Carnivora; Phocidae.